Messenger RNA from Penicillium pulvis, 1737 nucleotides. Its product is annotated as acyl--CoA ligase. NCBI's taxonomy places the organism in Eukaryota, Fungi, Ascomycota, Eurotiomycetes, Eurotiales, Aspergillaceae. The coding region runs from base 1 to 1737 and encodes 578 amino acids. The transcript has 6 exons. The record is from RefSeq and is a predicted model, not a curated record. Gene Ontology annotation, molecular function: CoA-ligase activity.
AUGGUAUUUCUACCUCGAAAACAUUUAGGGUCCAUUCCCGACAACAUCCCAAUCAGUGAGUUCAUGCUCAACGAGAAAUAUGGACGGGUUCCGCAUGACCAGUCCCGGGACCCUUACACCUGUGGUCUGACCGGCAAGACAUACUCAUCGCAAGAGAUGGUCGACCGAGUCGACUUUAUCACUCGUGGCCUGAGUAAAGAGCUGGGCUGGGUCCCAAGCUCUGGAUCAGAAUGGGAUAAGACAGUUGUUGUUUUCAGCUUGAACACUAUUGACACCAUGAUGUUAAUCUGGGCUAUUCACCAGCUCGAGGGUGUUGUGGCGCCAGCUAGUUCAUCAUAUUCAGCGAAUGAGUUGAAGCACCAGCUGCUAGACUGCAAGGCAAAGGUCUUGUUCACUUGUGUUCCCUUGUUGCCGAUCGCCUUGGAUGCAGCGGCCAAGGCUGGCUUCUCGAAGGAUCGAAUUUACUUGAUUGAUGUGCCGCAACAAAUCCUCGGGGGUACAAAACCACCGUCAGAGCUUAAAUCUCUUUCUCAGAUUGCCCAAGCUGGAAAGUCACUGCCACCAGCUGAGCCUGUCCAAUGGGGUCUAGGAGAGGCAGCUCGCCGGACCGCAUUUUUGUGCUAUUCGAGUGGAACAUCUGGUUUGCCGAAAGGAGUGAUGAUCUCCCAUCGCAAUGUCAUAGCUAAUAUUCUGCAAACCACCACUUUCGAGCAGGACUAUCGUGACGCCCAACCCCAACCAGCAAACGGCUUGUACACUGAAAUUGGGCAGUGCCUUCUCCCACAGAGCCAUAUUUACAGCCUGGUGGUUGUCUGUCACUCCGGAACUUAUCGUGGUGACCAGACUGUGGUACUUCCCAAGUUCGACAUGAAUUCUUAUCUAGCCUCCAUACACCGUUUCAAGAUCACUUCCCUCUUCCUUGUUCCUCCGGUCAUUAUCAACAUGAUGCGAAAUCAAAAACUAUGCUCUGAGUACGAUCUGAGUUCUGUCAAGUCUAUUUUCUCUGGCGCGGCUCCUUUGGCUUUGGAGCUAGCGAACGACUUCCUGAAAAUAUAUCCCGAUGUCUCUAUCCGACUGGCCUAUGGGUUGACGGAAACUGCCUGCGUGGUUUCUUCGAGCCAUCCUCAUGACAUCUGGCUCGGCUCUUCUGGGUCUUUGUUUCCCGGGGUCGAGGCGCGCAUCAUGUCCCCGGAUGGCCAGGAAAUCAUUACCUAUGAUACACCCGGCGAGCUUCUAGUGCGGAGUCCAAGCGUAGCCUUGGGCUAUCUGAGCAACGAAAAAGCGACCAAAGAAACAUUCCAAAAUGGAUGGAUGCGCACGGGAGAUGAAGCGAUCGUCCGCAUCAGUCCCAGUGGUACCGAGCAUAUUUUCAUUGUCGAUCGGAUCAAGGAGCUGAUCAAGGUCAAGGGUUUGCAAGUGGCUCCUGCAGAGCUCGAAGCCCAUCUCCUUGCUCAUCCAGACGUGGCGGAUUGCGCAGUUGUUGGGAUUCCCGAUGACACCGCAGGCGAAGUUCCCAAGGCAAUCAUUGUGAAGUCUCCGUUCGCCAGUUCAGACGACGAAGCAGCCAUCCGGGUCAUUAGUAAAUUUGUGCAGGACAAUAAGGCUCGUCACAAGUGGCUCAAAGGUGGCAUUAGGUUUGUGGAUGAUAUCCCCAAGAGCCCGAGUGGUAAGAUUCUUCGGCGCUUCAUUCGGGAUCAAGAGAAAGAACUCCGCAGAAAGGCCGGUGCCAAGAUCUAG